GGAGGGUUGACACAGAACCAUCACCCAUCGACUCCACCCGCCAUUGAGCCCUCUCCUCCUCCUUCCUUUCAUCUCCACUGUCGGGACUAGCACGCGUCAUCGUCCUUGACCAGCAGCACAUUUCGCUUUCUCAACUGACCACAAGCACCUUUUCCAUCACUCCUCGCACAGAAUGCAGCACGACUCAGCUGCUCCACCCAACGGCAAUGGCACUGCUGGACUCGGACUUGGCUUCAGCAACGGUUCCCGUCCUUAUAAUCGCAAUGGAUAUCCUCAGACUGAGUCUAGUCUCGACCCAAUUGCCUCCAGGCGCCUUCACGGAUCCACCACCUCGUCCUCAACUUCUUCGUCUUCCUCGACGCCUGUAUCGUCCCUCGCCACAGGCUCCUCCCGACCUUUUAUCCGUCCACACCAUACCUCACGACGAGACAGCACAGCCUCAAGUUACAGCACUCUCUCUGAAGCUUCACAGCCAUGGACAAGGGCAGAUAUCGGAUUCAAUGCCAUCUCUGGGGUUCUGAACAACCCAACGAAGCGACCUUCAUCAACUGCAAAGCCAACCAAAACCGAUAUACCCCCAGUGACACCAGUCCCGAUCCGCAAAGUAAAGGCAUCGGAAUUCGACAGCUACAUAAAACACAUCACGCCCGUGUUUGAAAGAUACCAGAAUAACAGAGCAGGAGUCAGGCCAUCAGAUGGAGCAAACGCACACUCUCCCCGCUCACCUUUUGAAUCGUCUUUCGAGUCAUUGGCGAGUCAACUACAACCACAGAUAAUGAGCCCGCCCUUAACACAAUCGUCAGCAAUGGUCAUGGACAGGACCGAGAGCGCGCGCAAUCCAUAUUCAGUACCCGAUAUGCCCGAGACUAAGGAACCAGUGCCGAUGAAGCCCUCUCUGCCUGACACACCUGCGCUUGACACGGUGCCGUCCAUCUUUUUCGAUCCAAACUUUAACUUUGAGAACCCAAGAACAUUCGACCUUGUCUGCGAGCAAACUGGACCAUCGGAUGCAAAGAAUAAUACCACGUCAAUCGUGACCAACAGCAUCCUUCAGGAGAAAUUGUCCCAUUAUCUUGACACAGUCGAAAUUCACUUGAUGACCGAGAUUUCACGGCGAUCGACUUCGUUCUUCGAGGCGCUUUCCAACCUUCAGGCACUGCAUUCCCAGACAUUGGAGUGCGUAUCCCAAAUCCACGUCCUUCGAGCGCAAUUGGCAAGAAUCGAUAACACGCAAUCUAAACAGGGACUGGAGGUCGUUCGUCUCAAAAGACGCAGGAGGAACCUUGGCUUAUUGCACAACGGGAUUCGCAUGGUCAAAGAAAUUCGAUCGACGCAACCAAUGAUUCAAGUCCUACUUGGUAAUGGUAACUACUUUGGUGCACUGGAUCUCAUUGAUGGCGCUCAAAGAGUCCUCAUAGAUGGAGACAUGAAGCACUUAGAGGCGACACCUGGAUUCGACCCGAGUCUCGCUCUUAUUCCUUCCUCCUCUGCUAUCCUCUCUUCACCACGGUCACUGGACAUUCGUGGCGUGUUGGCUCUUGUUCACUUUGGUGGUCAGCUCACAGAGAUGAGGAAAAUGAUUGGGAAGAUGAUGGAAAGUGACCUUGUGAACCUGCUGCUGAACGACUUUCGUGCGCGAAUCGGAAAGCUGGAUGUUGCCACUCUAUUGACAGACCUUGGAAAAGUCGAUACUACCAACACAAAAUUCACGAAACCCAACUUCAACCGAGGCAUCAACCCGCUCCUGUCAAAGCAGGUCGAGCUUGAGCGCGACCUUCAAGACAAGAUGCUGCCAUUAAUUCAAGGGCUGCUCAGGACGAAUCGGGCAGGAAUCGCACUUCAGACGUACAGAGAACAGAUUUUACAGGAGAUCAAGAACAUUAUCAAAUCUCAAUACCCACCUCCUGAUCCAAACGCAGCUAACUCGAUUGGUCCAGUAUCCGCCAAGAAAAAGGACCAAAUGGCGGCAUUGACGAAACAACUACGGGAAAUGGACCCAUUGACUUUCUACAAGAUGCUGUCUUACAGUUAUGCAUUCUUGUUAGGGGCGUUCCAAAGGGUGUCGCUCUAUCACCAGCUUAUGCUCCACUGUGUCCGGAAAGCGGAGGCUCAGGGUACGGGCCAGUUGAUCAUAGUUGAUUCAGCGUCAGAUUCCGACAGCAUGCAGGAGUCCGCAUCGAUCCGUGAGAUGAAAGACGGGGAGGAUGAGAAUGGUGAAUAUGAGGAACCAGAGGAAGACCAGGGCAGAUCAGAUGGAGAAAGCGCUGGUUUCAGUCUAGGAACAAAUACGCCAGGAUCGACGCCCUUGCAGUCAGGUAGGAAACGGAUAGUCGCCCCUGGAGGUAGCAAAAUAACAUCGCCAAGGACACCCUUUGGUGGCACAGCUCAGUCUCCGCCAAUCCAUGGAUUCGCAGCAUUGCAACUCGAGGAGAACGAGGACGGUUAUCUGAGUGCUAGUGCCGUAACUCAAUUAUUUCGCCAGCUCGAGACAGAGUCGGAGGAAAUUCUGUUCGCGGCCGCAGACUUGGCCCAUUCGCGGUGUGCAAAGCUGAUGGGCAUGAGGAGCGAGCAAAGCGCCAAGCUUCUGCCAGCGGAGGUCUACAAGCUGCUGAGGCUGACUUGGUCCUUUGUUCUUCAAAGCGAGCUCUUGUCUGGGUAUAUGUGUUAUGGCCUGAGAACAGCUAUUCUUUCUCAGUCCAAGGCAUUCCUACUGCAGUUCCAUAUCGAAAAGACAAGCCAACUUGCGCUUUCUGUCGGAGAGGAUCAGUGGGUCCAGGUAGAGGUGCCAUGGUCUUCUCAGGCGACUGCGAACGGGAUUGUCGCCAUAUCGACACUUAGUUUGCAGGAGGCCCGCAACGAAGACUUUACAAUGGCGUUCAAUAUACUUCAGUUGGCAGCUCCACCGCCGGUUCAGGGAAUAGACGAUCACGACAGCUUUAUUUCAUCACAUCUGGCGUCCAAGGGGUCGAAUGGAUCGGUCAACAGUGGCAAAAGGGGCGCCAAAGCAGAAGUUCCGGCACCAACGCGCGUUCUCUCGAUUCGGGAUGAAGUCUUUUUCGUUGUUAGCUGUUCAUUGGUGCUGCUGGACAUUUUGGCAGAGUAUCUCGAUAUACUUAACAACAUCUCGGCACUUACAACGGAUGUCAUGCAGCGUGUUAUCGAGUUACUGAAGCUGUUCAACUCAAGGACAUGUCAAGUUAUUCUUGGUGCUGGAGCAAUGCGAUCAGCAGGACUAAAAAAUAUCACAGCAAAACACCUGGCUCUAGCGUCGCAGUCGUUGAGUGUCUUUGCCACACUGAUCCCGUAUGUCAAGGACUGGAUACGCUCCAAGAUGACGGACAAGCAAAUGGUUAUGCUGACAGAGUUUGAUAGGAUUCUUCGGGACUUUCAAGAGCACCAGAACGAGAUUCACGCUAAAUUGGUGACGAUCAUGACAGAGCGUCUCGCUCUCCAUAUGCGAUCCAUGGUCAACCCUGCGGUUGUCGACUAUGAUGCACUCAACAAACCUGCCCAACAGCUCGCUAACGGCGGAGGAAACGUGAAUACCUUUAUGGAUUCUUUGGUUAAGGAUGCCAUCACUCUUCACAAAGUCUUGAGCCGCUUCCUGCCUGCCGCAUCCAUGCGGAGGGUUAUCGACGAGGUUCUGCAAAUGUUUACCACAAGACUCGAGGAGGAGAUCCAGAAACUGCCUAUUACGACGCCACUUGGGAAGACCAGGUUACAGGCGGAUAUGGCAUACUUCGGACAGAAGCUGGGGCCAUUGGAUCCCAAUGGCAUUAUCGGAGCAAGGCUGAUGAAGCAGGUCAAGGAGCUGGAUCUCGCGGACAAGAAGAGCGGGACAGCCGCUGCUGCUUCAACAAAUGCAGUCAUUGCUGCAGCCACCGUCUCCACAAGCACCUCCAAUGUUUAAGCGUACGAAUUUCCAUAGAUCACACAGCCUUGAAAAUACACAGGUUCUUGUGUCGCUGUCACUAAAUUUUAUGGCCCAUAAGACAAAAUGAAUGUCACAGCACUGGGGU
Gamsiella multidivaricata is the source of this 4019-nucleotide messenger RNA. Its product is annotated as Vps54-like protein-domain-containing protein. The transcript is spliced from 9 exons. Gene Ontology annotation, biological process: Golgi to vacuole transport; retrograde transport, endosome to Golgi. The coding region runs from base 173 to 3910 and encodes 1245 amino acids. The record is from RefSeq and is a predicted model, not a curated record. Gene Ontology annotation, cellular component: GARP complex. Gene Ontology annotation, molecular function: syntaxin binding. NCBI's taxonomy places the organism in Eukaryota, Fungi, Mortierellomycota, Mortierellomycetes, Mortierellales, Mortierellaceae.